CACUUUUUAUUGCGUAGGCGAGCUCGCGCUGCUGCACACGCUGUCGACGUGCAACAUGAACGCUUAACGAGACGAAAGCAUUUUUGACGGCAACCAGGACCAAUAAUGAGUCGCUUCACCCGGCGCCUACUCAGCCGCGAAGUUGAUGUCCUCCAGACGCAUCGCGACCAGCUCGCGCGGCGCGCGGCGACGCGCGUGCUGCGGGCCAUGGCCGGCGUGACGCGGCAACGCACGCUGCCGACGCUGGCGCAGACGCUGCGGGACUACGCGGACAAGGCGAACAACAGCGGCGCGCGGCGGUUCCGCGCCGGCUCGUUCAUGGCCGCCGUGGAGCGGCGGCUGCAAUGGGGCUUCGGCCGCACGCGGCCGCUGCUCGACGAGUUUCUGCGGCGCGACGACUUUGGCGACGGCGAGCGGCCCGAGCCGGACGUUGCGCUGCCGGCCGACGGCCCCGGCGACCCGUAUUGCCCGCGGCCGCCGCCCGCCGAGGAACUCGCGGCGCUGACGCUGGGCGUGGCGGCUCGCCUGCCCCCGGUGAUCGCCGCCGGCGCGGCGGCGACGCGCGCGCGACGGAUGCGCUCGCGAUUAAGGCGGCACUCGGCAUCGCGUGACUUUGAGCCCCCAAAGCCGGCCGAAAUACGACGAGCACUCGAGCCCGUCGUCGCGUCGCUCGGCGUCGGCGACGCGGCCGGCGUCGUGGCCGCCGUCGGCGUCGAGGCGGCGCCCGCGCGCGCGGUGGCGGCGGCCCGCGCGGCGGCGACGACGCUCGGUUGCGACGCCGACGCCGUGCUGUCCGCGGUCGCCGGCGCCGAGGCGGUCGCAAGGCAAGCUCGAGACACGUGCCCGCCGCUCGCGCGGCACAAGCUCGAGCAGUCGCUCAGGCGAACGCGCGGCGAGGGCGACUGUGCCGGUGCCGUCGAGGCGCUCGGCGUCCACGCCGCGCUCGGGGCCGGCCGCGCGGUCGUCGAGCUCUGGCGGACCGCCGCGCCGCUCGAGAGCUGCGCCGAGGACGCCGCGCGCCGCGCCGCCGACGUCGCGCUCGCCGAGGCGACGCUCGCACGGGCUGCGCGCGACUGGCGCGCGUUCGAAGCGCCGGGCGUCGAGGCGCUGCUCGCGCUGCGGCCGCGCUUCGUCGAGGCGCGGCGGCGGCGCGAGCUCGAGGCGGCGCUCGGCGCGGAAGCGCAGCCGCCGGCGGACGACGACGACCGCAUCGGCCCGCGGCGGCGGACGGCGACGGAAGCGCCGGGCCCGGCGGUCCAGGUCGCGGUCGCGGCGCGCGCCUCGGCCGCGACGGCGACUUCGGAGGCGCGCCUGGCGGUCUUCGUGGAAAACCUGCCGGGCGACGCGACGGCCAGCGAGGUUGCCGCGGCCUUUGAGCGGGCGGGCGCCGUCGCCGACGUCGAGCUCUUUGCGAGCGCGCCGGCCGCGGCGACCGCGGCGACCGGCGGCCGGCGCGGCGCGGCUGCCGCCGACAGCCGCGCGCCCUACAAGCUGCGGCUCUCCGCGCCGACUCGCUCCGCGACGGCGGCGCUCGUGACCUUUGCCGACGAGGCCGGCGCGCGCGCGGCGGCGCACCCCGCGCUGCGCGUCUUCGGCGUCGUCGUCCGGAAGCGGCCCUGCCGGACGACGCCCGCGUCGGACCUGCGAAGCCUCUUCGUCCACCGCCUGCCGCCGGCGCUCGGCGAGGACGGCCUCGCGGCCGCGCUCGGCGCCGCGCUCGGCGACGACCUGAACGUCCGCGUCUGGCGCGACGGCGGCCUCGAGGCGUCGGACCACGCUCGUUUACGGUGCCGGACGCACGAUCUGGCGUUGCUUGCCUGGCGCCGCCUCGCCGCCUCCGAGUUCGGGCCGAACCUGUCUUGGACGCAGACGGCGCCUUUCGUGGAUGGGGAAGCGUGA
Messenger RNA from Pelagomonas calceolata, 1899 nucleotides. Lineage: Eukaryota; Pelagophyceae; Pelagomonadales; Pelagomonadaceae. The record is from the annotation of a GenBank genome assembly.